AUCCUUCCUCCCUCUGCCCCUAGCUCCACCGCCUGCAGGAACACAGGGUUCAGCAACGGGCCCAAGCUACUAUUUCCGGAGCCAGACGUGUGCGCGGCGCCCCAAACAACUUGUCAAAAAGACCUCUGCAGAGAGACGUUCAGGGCUGUAGCUUUCCACCGAGGCUACCAUGCAGACCCAGCUACGAAAGGCGUCCCUGAAGUCCUGGUGGUUUCUAUUUCCGGGUGCCUCUUCUGUCAUAAAGCGGAGACCUCUCUUCAAACGUGGCGUCGUGGGUUCUUUGCGCCUCGCCUGGAGUCAGCGAGCAAGGACGAGCGCUGGCGAGGAUACUCAAAGUCAACAGCUGAAGCCAGUCCUCGUGUCCCGGGCUCACACUGGCACGACUGUCCUCAGAGUCGGUUGGCUUUUGAGCUCUCACGAUUGAGGAGGAUUUCUCGUUCGCAACUCCAGGACUGCAGCUCCGGAGGAUCGCGUUCCUUCCCCCAUACCUGUCCCCUCAGUCACGCCCGGCCCUGAGAUGCAGCAUUUGACAAGUUACCCCCUCACCCAUACCACUUCUACCCACGUCCGAGUUCACUUUGUUGUUAACCUUCUUGAGACUCCCCUCCGCCUCCAGAACAGGUCUUUUCCUAGUUCAUUUUUGCCCAUAAAAUUGAGUUUCGAGUUUCAGAUAUCAUCCAGAAAGUUUACCUUUAAGACUGAGCACCCAUCUGAUACCCUUCCUCUCAAAAAAGUUCAUGCUCACGAGAGAGUUCGUGGGAAAAGCGAAAGCCAAUCAACACAGGAAACUAUGGCUGAGCACGGGGCUCACAUCACAACUGCUUCUGUGGCCGAUGACCAGCCAUCCAUCUUCGAGGUGGUAGCACAGGACAGUUUAAUGACAGCAGUGAGACCUGCUCUUCAGCAUGUGGUCAAGGUUCUUGCAGAAUCAAAUCCCACUCACUAUGGCUUCUUGUGGAGGUGGUUUGAUGAAAUCUUUACUCUGCUAGAUCUUCUGCUCCAGCAGCAUUACCUGUCUAGAACCAGUGCCUCAUUUUCUGAAAACUUUUAUGGCUUAAAGAGAAUUGUAAUGGGGGACACUCACAAGUCGCAGAGGUUGGCCAGUGCUGGCCUCCCAAAGAAGCAUCUUUGGAAAUCAAUUAUGUUCCUGGUUCUUCUUCCCUAUAUGAAAGUGAAGCUGGAGAAGUUGGUUGCUAGCCUGAGAGAAGAGGAUGAAUAUUCUAUUCAUCCCCCUUCUUCCCGCAGGAAACGAUUCUACAGAGCCUUUCUGGCAGCCUACCCAUUUGUUAACAUGGCCUGGGAAGGAUGGUUUCUGGUACAACAACUUCAAUAUAUCCUAGGAAAAGCUCAGCAUCACUCACCACUGCUCAGGCUGGCUGGAGUUCGGCUAGGUCGACUGACAGUUCAGGAUAUACAAGCUCUGGAACACAAACCAGCUGAAGCCAGCGUGAUGCAGGAACCAGUCAGGAGUGUUAGUGAGAAGAUAAAGUCAGCUCUGAAGAAAGCUGUGGGGGGUGUUGCCUUAUCCCUGUCUACUGGCCUUUCUUUGGGUGUAUUCUUCUUGCAGUUCCUUGACUGGUGGUACUCAUCUGAAAAUCAAGAAACCAUCAAGUCAUUGACUGCCCUGCCUACUCCACCACCACCUGUACACCUAGACUAUAACUCGGAUUCUCCUCUCCUACCCAAAAUGAAGACUGUGUGCCCACUGUGUCGUAAAACCCGGGUGAAUGAUACUGUUCUUGCCACCUCUGGCUAUGUGUUUUGUUACCGCUGUGUGUUUCAUUAUGUGAGGAGUCACCAAGCUUGUCCCAUCACAGGUUAUCCAACAGAAGUACAACAUCUGAUUAAACUCUACUCCCCUGAGAACUGAAAGAGAAUCGUGUCUUAUCCUCACAACAAAAGUAUUGCGCUGUAAUGCCACAGGGCUGGUUUCAGCAUGGUAUAUAGCAUUGAUACUUCUCAGCCUCAAUUCAUAACUAUAUGAACUUUAAAUGACUAUAUGGAUUUCUUUAAAAGGAUAUGCCCAUUUGAUCCUAAACUUUUAGCCUGCUCUCUAGAACCCUACUUACAGUUGACCAAGCUGCUUAAGGUAGAAGAAUCGGUAUUGGCAGGGGAUAUGAGGGCCAGUGUAGAGAUUAAACAGGAUAAUGACUAUAGAAUUUUUUUUUGAGACGGAGUUUCACUGUUGUUACCCAGACUGGAGUGCAAUGGCGUGAUCUCGGCUCACUGCAACCUCCGCCUUCUGGGUUCAAGCAAUUCUCCUGCCCCAGCCUCCCGAGUAACUGGGACUACAGGCGCGCACUACCAUGCCCAGCUAAUUUUUGUAUUUUUAAUAGAGACUGGGUUUCACCUUGUUGACCAGGAUGGUCUCGAUCUCUUGACCUCGUGAUCCACCCGCCUCGGCCUCGCAAAGUGCUGGGAUUAUAGGCAGGAGCCACCGCGCCCGGCCUGACUACAGAAUUUUUUGCUUAUCCCUUUCCUUAAAAUAUAAGUACAGAAGGUCUUAGGAAAAAUCCAAGUUAGACAGCAUAAAAAAUAAAGUGAAUAAUGAAGUGGUAGCAAGCCUUCUUUUUAGAAAAGAAAGCAUUUACCUGCCUGUCUGUAAGGUGUAAAUUUCAUCAGUUUGCCAACGAUAGGAAACGUGGACCUGCUCUUAGUAGAAACAUUUUAGGGAAAAAAAAGCUCCUUCCAUAUACUGUGACCCAUUUGUUAAGUGACAUCUACAGUUACCAACUUUUAAGGAUCUCCUUAAAAGUUAGAUAUUUAGGAAACUUAAGGAUAUUCCUUUAUGAACCCUCCAUAGCUUUCUUGAGAAACUGGUUAAAAAAGGAAUAGGGGUUGAGUGUUGCAGAGAGAGUAGUCUGAAGAUUUCCUGUGUAAAAGCAAAGCUAACAAGCAAUGAAAAGAUGAAGCAAAAUACUAAUCUAAUUGUAUAAAGAAAUGAUAUUUUAAUAAAUUCUUUCUGUUUGUUGCUAAGAGUUUGCUAAACUAUCAUGAAUUAUUCUGGUUAUUACUAAAGUUUCUAUGAAACACUUAAGUAGAUUUUAAAAAUAAAUGUUUCUGGAAAAAGAACUGUUCCAUGUUGUUAUGAUUUUGUAGAAACGUAAAGAUUACUUGAGGUGUUUAAAAUAAAUUUUUCAUUCAGACU
This is a messenger RNA of Callithrix jacchus (white-tufted-ear marmoset), 3148 nucleotides long. It is a transcript of the gene PEX12, whose product is annotated as peroxisomal biogenesis factor 12. Gene Ontology annotation, molecular function: protein binding; ubiquitin-protein transferase activity; zinc ion binding. Gene Ontology annotation, biological process: protein import into peroxisome matrix; protein monoubiquitination. The record is from RefSeq and is a predicted model, not a curated record. Gene Ontology annotation, cellular component: peroxisomal importomer complex; peroxisomal membrane. NCBI's taxonomy places the organism in Eukaryota, Metazoa, Chordata, Mammalia, Primates, Cebidae.